UAAAGUCCUGGUUGAUUGGAACUGGACGUAAGUGUGUUAAUUUUGCUUUUUUUCCAGUUUUCGUGUGGUCUAUCGAUGUAAUGCGAUUAAUCUACUCAUGGCAAAUCUUAUUCAUGGCGUACGGUUUUCGGUUUAUUUGUAUAUACUUUCAAAUAGCUUCUUUUGGGUACUUAGUGGUGAUUUCCUCCUAGCAGAACGAACCACCGAGGAAAAUCUUGGACAUUGGUCGCAUACGCAUUACUUCAAAAAUGUCAUUAACCCGAUCAUAUGUAUGCUCCCACUUGUCUUUCGGUUCAACCAGUGUUUGCGAAAAUAUGCCGAUAGUGGAGAUCGAUUCCCACACCUUGCGAAUGCAUCAAAAUACGCKUUGUCGCAGCUAGUGACGCUGACCGGAGCCUUUCAUCCUCUCUAUCUGGAAGUUGAGUCGGGCCGUGAACUAGUUUACCAAGUUUUCUGGACGUUUCUCUUUUUCGCGUCCUCUAUUUAUUCCUUUACUUGGGAUGUCUACAUGGAUUGGGGACUGGGAAGGAAGAGUUACGGCUUUCUAGGCCCGAGAUUGAUGUAUCCAAAAAAGUAUGCCUAUUAUGCUACCAUCGCCAUGGAUUUAGUCUUGCGGUCCAUGUGGGUGUUGACAUUAUUACCGCCCUCUUCGGGCGCUAGCUUUGCACUUCCUGCAUACCUGUAUUCUCUGCAAGUAAUUCUGGAACUCUUCCGACGAACUGUUUGGGGGUUCUUUAGGCUUGAAAAUGAACACCGGUCCAACGUCAACAGAUACCGCAGAGUCGACUUUGUUCCGUUGCACUUUGACACUGGCCACGACAAGCACAUGUACCAAAAGAAAUUAGAACGGUCGGGAGCUUCUGUUUUGAGAGAGGUCGUCUUGGUCACGCUCGUUGUAGUCGGAUUCUGUAUUGCCAGCAUUGUCUCUGCACAACGCGCAAACAAAUCUAGUUCUACGGACGAGCUCUAAUAAACUCGAGGCGAUUGCUUCAUGGAAAAKUAGCGACGGGGAUGAAAAUAUGCUACCUCUGUGCAACAAGGAGCUUUCUGACGAAUCAAACAGAAUGAAUUCUUUUGUUUCGCUUGACGAUACUUGGUCUCAAUCUGCCAUUCAAAAAAUAUGACUUCRGGAAAUGUUGCUUUSCAACAAGGCAACAGAUAAUCCUACACAGGUCAGAGAUGGUGRCACACAAUGAUGAUUAUCAGUCUAUCGUGAUGCUCCUCUUGCAUCAACAAUAGUAGUAGUAGUUUACUACAAAUAAUAGAACUGUACAAUAAUUACGAACUAGUUUU
Messenger RNA from Pseudo-nitzschia multistriata, 1293 nucleotides. Lineage: Eukaryota; Bacillariophyta; Bacillariophyceae; Bacillariales; Bacillariaceae. The record is from the annotation of a GenBank genome assembly.